Molecule: messenger RNA, 246 nt
Organism: Microthlaspi erraticum
Lineage: Eukaryota; Viridiplantae; Streptophyta; Magnoliopsida; Brassicales; Brassicaceae
Source: the annotation of a GenBank genome assembly
AUGCGCCAAGUCCCUCCAUGCUUCCUAGGGAGAGGCUUCUUGAGUGCCCCCCAAAGAACUGGGAGGCUAGGUCGUGGUCUGGAGAUGGUAGACGGCCAUCAGGAGCGCUCCACUCAACUGGGUUCGGCUCACUCGAUCGAGCUUGUGGCUCCUCCUCCUCUUCUUCUUCAUCUUCAAAGUGGGUGUGGCUUCCUUGGCCUUGGUGGAGUUGGCUCGCUCGAAGCGGUUGUAGGGAGUCCACUCUGA